Messenger RNA from Erythranthe guttata (spotted monkey flower), 870 nucleotides. RefSeq lists its product as uncharacterized. Gene Ontology annotation, molecular function: nucleic acid binding; zinc ion binding. Lineage: Eukaryota; Viridiplantae; Streptophyta; Magnoliopsida; Lamiales; Phrymaceae. The record is from RefSeq and is a predicted model, not a curated record.
AUGUCAGAUAAGCAGAAAGGUUUAGUGGAAGCUGUUGAAACUUUGUUACCGGAUGCUGAGCACAGAUUUUGCGUUUUGCAUUUGUACAAUAAUUUCAAACUGAGUCACAGAGGAUUGCGUUUGAAGGAAAUUUUGUGGAGAGCAGCAUCAUCAACAAGAAUUGUGGACUUCAAUGCAGCCAUGAAUGAGUUGAAGAAUGUCGAUAGUAAGGCAUUUCAGUGGUUGUCAGCUAGAUCACCUCAACAUUGGUCUAGAGCUUACUUUAGUACUUACUUGAAGUGCGAUAUGCUUCUUAACAACCUAUGUGAGAGCUUUAAUGGAAUGAUAAGAAAAGCUAGAGAAGAACCAAUAAUCUCGAUGCUUGAGUUGAUCAGAAUAAUGUUAAUGAGAAGAAUUCAUCGACAAAGGGACUUGGUCGGUAAAAGUAGUAGCAGAUUGUGUCCAAGAAUCCAACUAAAGCUGGAUGAACUCAAGAAAGAAGCCAUGGCGUAUAAUGUUGAGUGGAAUGGGCAUGAACAAUUUGAGGUGAUUGGUGCAUUUCAGGAAAAAAAUGUAGUACACUUGGGUGAAAAAACUUGUAGCUGUAGAAAGUGGAAUGUUUCAGGGAUACCUUGUAAACAUGCUAUUGCAGGUAUGUCUUAUAUGCACUAUCCACCUGAAGAGUUUGUGGUUGAUUGCUACAAAAAAGAGGUGUACUUGAAGGCUUAUUCGAGGAUGAUGAAGCCAAUGCAUGGCCCUGACGAGUGGCCAAACUCUAAUAGAAGCCCGCUACAUCCUCCUAUUGUGGAAAAGCUUCCAGGCAGACCGAAGAAGGCUAGAAAGAAGCAACUCGGUGAAGAAGUUGCAAAAAAUGGCAAAAAAAAAAACUAG